AUGGCGACCUCUCUCGCUUCGCAGUUGGCGCAGAUUGCCGCCAACUCCAAGUCAACUCUCAACAUCAAAACCCAGAAGGCUGCACACUCCAAGUCUCUCAUCUGGGAGCCUCGUGUCGCCGCGACUCAAAGCUACCAGACGUUGUAUACAAUAUGCUAUCCCGGAUUCGAGGAGCUUUGCCAGCUUGAUAAUCGUUUUGCACGGUUCCAAUCGACUAUUUUCGGCGAAGAGAGUCAGACCCAGGACAGAACCCAGCUGUCCGCUAGCGAGAAUGAGGAACUUGAUCGCCAGAUUGAAGCCUUCCUCCGCUUGGCCGGGAGCAAGUUAAGACUUAUGCCAGCAAUCAAGUCGAUUGAGUGGUUAAUUCGCCGAUUCCGUAUUCACGAAGAGAAUACAGCCGUUCUGCUGAUGACCUUUCUCCCUUACCAUUCUAUUCCUACGUUCGCAACACUUCUUUCAAUCUUACCCGCCAAAAUUCCACAUGAAUUUCGCUUUCUCGACCCGUACAUCCGAUCUUUGACCUCACCACCGAGAUCAGUUCUCGUACACCAGACAGUCCACCAUCCCGAGUUCCUGUCUUCCGUAUCCGAGUACACGCUUGAGUCAUGCAGAAAACAGUAUCACUAUCCCACCCUCAUUAUGUUUUGGGGUGGUCUCAUGACCGAAGCUGUAAAUGGAAUGUUGGAUAGAACACGAUCGGGUCGUGCCUCUGUUCAAAGUCACAACACCCAAGACUUGCUACACAGGCUAGGUCCAAUCUUCGCUGAGUCUCUCGUCAUGAAGAAGGUGCCUGGCCUCCAAAUUGCGUCGUACAUGGCCAUGACUGUCUUUGUUUCCAAGGGAAAUUUGGAAGAUAAUGCGGUAACAGCUUUCAUGCAGCAGACGGUCUACGGUUGGACGAACGAGACGAUUCGGCCUGGCCUUGUGUGUCUUGUAAUUUUGGCACAAUUCAGAUCGGCGAAACAAAUGAGCAGCAAAGUCACCAAGGCGCUGAUGAAGGUCCAAGAUAUUGGCCCCAUGUUGGUCGAGAUUGGCAAGGAACGCAGGGUGGACAAAUUGGCCAAUGGACUUUGCCUCGCCUUGAUUGAGCGAUUUUCCAAGAAGGGGGAUUCCCGAGGACUACCUACUAUCAUGGCCAUCUUGGGCAGCAAAAUACUCAAGGAGAAACAAAUCGCAGUCAUCUUCAAAUCCCUGCUUUUGGCCGCCCUGAAGCUCGAUGAUAAUAACGACGAAGAUGGCGCGCUAAGGCGAGAGCUUGGUUCUGCUUUAAUCUCCCUAUCGCAGACUACUGGGAAGUCGGGUGAGAUUAUUCAGUCAGUUAUCCAGGAUGUCGAGUUCGAUAUUGAGGAGCUAGAAAUGAAACUGGACCUCUCAUUCAGAGCUAGAAACCCUCCUGCGCUGGAUGAAAACAUAACAACCGACCAACUGGAAAGUGUUAAAAAGCCUCGGGAUUUGGGCAGCGCCAUUAGUGAGCUUGCUACUCGAAAAGAGUCACUUCCGCCCUGCCUUUUGCCUGAACCAAACGAACUAUUCGAGGAAUUCAGCCACCUUUUCUUCUCAAUCGUGUCUGAGACUUCUCAGCAAGGCGAUAUGAUGACUCAAUUUGAUGAAAUCCCCCAGCUUGGACGCGAGGCCGCCUUCAAGGACUGCACGUAUUUUAGCUUUUUUAUUCGAAUUUGGUCUGGACCUUAUCCUGCCCUGGCUCGCAUGGCCGCUUUGAAUAUGGUCAAGAGUAGGCUCAAGUCUAGCGAUGCAAGCAAAAUGGAUGUGCAAGCUCUUAUUCCGUACGCAAUAACGGCUCUGAGCGAUCCCUCGAAACGAGUUCGGCAAGCGGCUGCCGAGCUCAUCGCCGUGGUCACUGACCUAUACACUCCCCCCGUCUCAGCCAAGUCAAUGAAGACUUGGGGCUCCGGCUUACUCUACGGCAAGGCCGAGGAUAAACAGCCUCUUGCGGUCGAUGUAACUGCAAAGAUGCUGCAUUUGCAACUUCUUCCUAGCAUCGAGGAGUGUGUCAUGGACCCUGAGCACAUUUCAUCAAUUCUCAAGUCAGUCAUUGAGCAAGGCAAAUAUCAAGUUGCUCCUCCACCAGCCUUGGACAAAAAAGAUCAUAUGAACCAAUCGGCUAGACUGGCAAUACUGUCAUUUUUUGCUUCUCAUGCCGAAUUGACUCCCUUGAUAGUGGUAAAGAACAGGCUUUUGAAGUCUUUGAACGAGGUCAAGGGUGUUGGAAACACGUCCCGAACACGGAUGUUGUUGCCGUUGCUGAACUGGUGGACAACUCUGAGUGAAUCAGAAAUCCGAAGGCAAUGCACAGAAGAGAAACAAGACAUUUUGACUCUAAACUCUCAAUUUGUUGAUGUUGUUGUGCCCAAUGAUACUGAGGGUCUCGAGUUUCUCUUCAAGUUGCUCAAGGACCCUGCUCAAAGAGAAAAGGCAGACCUCAUGCGAGCCAUUUUUGGCCGUUUGCGAAAGAUGUGGCCUUCCAUGAAAGACCCUGUUAAGUUCAUAGUGGCAGAGCAGCUCCUGGCAAUCUCGCAAGAGUCGCCGUCUUCUUCAGACGACGAAAACUCGAUUGUUUCAAUAGAAGCCGCCGAGUUACUUCGGGCGGUCCCCCUAACCACCGACAUUUUAUCCUUCUUCCUAGACUCUAUCCAGACUGGAACCAAGAUGAUCACGGAGCCGCCUCCAAACAAGCGCCGCCGCACAAGCUCCACGGAUGUCAAUCGAAGCCUAAUCACCCAUGUCACACCGGAGCUAAGCCAAGCCCUGCGUAAAGUCACCUUUGUCUUGCAGCUUGUUGAUAACUCGGACCCGGUUUCGCAUCCGGAGUUACUGGAUGGCCUCUUCACAGCUCUUUCAGAACUGCAACACUUUAAAACAGUCGUCGGUUCAGAGCUUGGUUAUCUGCAGAACUUGAUUCUUCGUAGCCUGUUGGCCAUGAUGCCCGCUUACAAAGCCGACAAGGAGUUGACAAUUGAUAGUUCUGGCGGCUACGGUGAUUUGCUUGUUAACUGCAUCCAGAAGUCGUCCAGUCCUGUAGUCCAAAACGCCGCACUCCUGUUGGUUGCCGAUCUUGCCACCACCGCCCCCAAUCUUGUUCUUCACAGUGUCAUGCCCAUCUUCACCUUUAUGGGGACGUCUGUGCUGCGACAAAGUGAUGACUAUUCUGCUCAUGUAGUCUCUCAAACUAUCAAGGAGGUUGUGCCCCCGUUGAUCGAGUCUCUUCGCCAUGGGAAAAACGGCCCUGUUGCUGGUGCCUCGGACAUUCUUGUCAGCUUCACAACCGCCUACGAGCACAUUCCAUCUCACAGACGACAAGGCUUGUUCGUGGCUCUAGUUGAGACUCUGGGACCUCGAGAUUUUCUCUUUGCCCUUAUCAGCAUGCUGGUCGACCGUUACGACACCAGCGAAGCACUCUUAUCCUUCAUUGUUGACCUCUUGAACAACUUUGACAUAAAAACGCAAUUGGAAACCUUGGUCAAAGUCGUGGAGCUUGUGUCCGACCUAUUCAAGCCCAAACCCGGCAUGUCGUUUGUUCUGCUGGGGAUCACUGACGAUGGGGAUAAAGACGUCGAAAAGGUUGCCCUUCGGCAACUUUCGGCACUCCCUAGCUUUUUGGCCAACAAAAAGUUGCGGUCUCAAAUUGGAAAACUGGCUGAUCGGGAGGAUAUGGACACAGCGGAGGUGCGAGAGUUUUAUGCCACCUUGCUUGAGAACAUCCUAGUUUUGGCCGACACCGUCAAGACGAACAAGACGCUACACGGACGAUGUGGAUCUGCGCUUUCCAACUUGCUCAACUUGCUAUCUAUUGGGGAAUUCAUCAAGGCAGUGGAGAACCUGCUGGACCGACCUGAUCUGGGUUUGCGGCAAAAGGUCCUGCGUGCCCUCGAGGUUCGAGUUGAGACGGAGAGUAACACUGAUGCCGCCUCCAGGAAUGCUCUGCUAUCAUUCUUGCCCCAGCUCACAGCUGCCAUUCGGGAAUCAAGUGACAUUCGCUAUAAGCAUACUGCGGUUACCUGUGUGGACAAGAUUGCAGAAAAGUAUGGCAAGAAGGAUGUCGAAGCCGUCGUCGCCGCGGCUGAAACGAUUGCUGGCCCAUACUGCCUGGGUCAAGAGGAGAAGCGCCUCCGUGUCAUGGCUCUGCUAUGCUUGACGUCGCUUGUUGAUGUGUUGCAGGAUGCCGUCGUUCCAGUCUUGCCUAUUGCCAUCCCAGAGGCCGUCAAGUAUCUUGAGGCUAGUCUGGGGGGCGAGAACGCUGACGAGGAGCUUCACUCCGCAUGCUACGGUUUCAUCAGCUCUCUAGCGGAGCAUCUCCCGUACAUGUUGUCCACGUAUCUUGACAAGAUUCUUGAGGUGUCCAGUCGAUCAGCCGAAGCUGACCUAGAUGACGAGGCCAAUGAGAGCCGGACAAGCUGCCUGGAAAUUCUCGCCAAGAAGCUGGAAGCAAAAGAAGUCUUUACUGCGCUGGAGCGCAAUUGGGAAAAGGCCACCGAUGCAGGGUUCUCUGCCACUCGUGAAUUUUUCGCGGUUCUUUCCACUGCAAUUGACAAGCACAACAAGUCUAGCAUUACAAAGAACAUAUCAGUCCUGUCUAAUAUCCUACUCAAGGCUUUUGACCUACGUCGCCAAGUCGCUGCCAAGGGCGAGAAGAGCGAAGCGGCUCUGCGCGAAGUUGCCGACAUCGAAACCAGCUUGAAUGAGGCGUCCCUCAAGAUGAUUUAUAAACUCAACGACGCCGCAUUCCGACCCUUGUUUGUACAAAUCGUGGAAUGGACAAGCUCCAAUCUUCCCAAGAGUGAUAAGUCUGGACGAAACCUCCGGCAAUAUAGCGUCUACGGCUUUCUCAACGCAUUCUUCGGAAACUUGAAGUCAAUUGUCACAAACUACGCCACAUACGUGAUUGACGAUGCAGCCAAGAUUCUUGGAGCUGUUAACCCCAAAUCAGUUGAGGACCGCCAGCUGUGGAGUCGAGUACUGCAGGUGCUUGCAACCUGCUUCGAACAUGAUCAGGACGACUUUUGGCAAGCUCCAUCCCACUUUGGAGCCAUCGCUCCUGUCGUGAUGGACCAAUUUCUCCAGGCCGGCUCCGUGGAUGUGUCUGAGCGGUUGAUUCCAGCCGUUGUGGAAUUAGCUGCCGCUGCCGACUCGCAAGCACAUCAAAAGGAAAUCAAUGCUGCUCUCAUGAAGCAUCUGAAAUCAGAGCAGACGGCGGUCCGACUAGCAGCAGUCAAAUGUCAGCAGGCAUUGACGGAUCGACUGGGAGAGGAGUGGCUAUUGAUGCUGCAUGAGAUGUUGCCCCGCAUCAGCGAGUUACAGGAAGACGACGACGAGGUAGUGGAGAGGGAAACGCAUCGAUGGAUUGUGAAAAUUGAAGCCGUUAUGGGCGAGAGUCUGGAUAGUAUGCUGCAGUAG
Molecule: messenger RNA, 5412 nt
Organism: Metarhizium acridum CQMa 102
Lineage: Eukaryota; Fungi; Ascomycota; Sordariomycetes; Hypocreales; Clavicipitaceae
Gene: UTP10
Product: snoRNA-binding rRNA-processing protein utp10
Biological process (GO): positive regulation of transcription by RNA polymerase I; maturation of SSU-rRNA from tricistronic rRNA transcript (SSU-rRNA, 5.8S rRNA, LSU-rRNA)
Cellular component (GO): t-UTP complex; small-subunit processome; 90S preribosome
Molecular function (GO): snoRNA binding
Source: RefSeq, a predicted model, not a curated record